Formica exsecta is the source of this 1341-nucleotide messenger RNA. RefSeq lists its product as uncharacterized. The record is from RefSeq and is a predicted model, not a curated record. Gene Ontology annotation, biological process: DNA integration. Gene Ontology annotation, molecular function: nucleic acid binding. NCBI's taxonomy places the organism in Eukaryota, Metazoa, Arthropoda, Insecta, Hymenoptera, Formicidae. The transcript is spliced from 4 exons. Bases 1 to 1341 code for a protein of 446 amino acids.
AUGGCUCAAGAGAUGAUUGAUAUGUCGCGGCAAGCAACCAAAUUUUAUCAAAAGAUAUUAGAUACUGCAAAGGCUAUAUUUUUACCGUGGUUUUUGAAAAAAAAGGGGUGUACGAGUGGUCUAGGAGCUUAUACAUACAAACUGAAUUAUAGAGAAGGGGAAAGACAUGCAAACGCAGAUGCAUUAAGUCGAUUGCCAUUGGAGACGCCGGAAUUCAGUAUUCCACUUUUAGAAAAAAUAAAAAUAUUGGAAUCAACACAGGAUAUAUCAUUAAAAGCGAGAGACAUCGGAAAAAAGACACAAGUGGAUCCAAUACUAUCCAGAGUACAUCAAUGGUUACUUCAAGGUUUCCCUGCGGAACAACAGGAGAAUAGAUUUGCACCUUUUAUAAAACGCCAAACAGAACUGUCGGUGCACAGAAAUUGUGUGUUAUGGGGAUCACGUGUAAUAAUUCCGGAAUGUGCUAGAGAAUUAGUACUCCAGAUGCUACACAAUGCACAUCCGGGAAUAGUUAAAAUGAAGGCAAUAGCUCGUAGUUACGUUUGGUGGCCAGGAAUGGACAAAGCCAUUGAAACAUAUGUUCAAGGACACACAUGGGUAUCCCCGGGAAAACCAUGGAUCCGUCUACACAUUGAUUUCGCAGGACCUUUCCACGGGAAAAUAUUUAUGUUAAUCGUAGACGCGUAUACCAAAUGGCUGGAAGUUUUUCAAAUGAGCAAUUGUACGGCACAGGCUGUAAUUACAAAAUUACGAAAUCUCUUUGCGACACAUGGACUGCCACAGAUCAUAGUAUCAGACAAUGCAACAGUAUUCACGUCAAAUGAAUAUCAGGUUUUUCUUCAGAACAAUGGGAUAACAGCAAUGUACAGCGCACCAUAUCAUCCCUCAUCUAAUGGACAAAUCGAAAGAUACGUGCAAACGCACACCACUCCCAGUAUGGCAACAGGCACAUCACCGGCAGAGCUGUUAAUGGGACGACGCCUACGAACAGCGUUAGACGGACUACAUCCUAAUAGUAAACAAGAUACAACAACGCAAAAGAAUAUAAAUAUUCGGAUAUUCGAAGCGGAAGACUCAGUUUGGGCCAGAACUUAUCUUACAUCACAGAAAUGGAUAGCAGCCUGGAUAGUAAAACCAGUUGGACGAGUAACAUAUGAAAUCCGUACUAUUGAUGGGAAAAGUUGGAUAAGACACAUUGACCAAUUACGGCCCCGAGCAGGAACAGUAAUCGAAAAAACCGACGAUUAUAACUGGGAUGAGUUUCCUAGCACAGAACAAGCACAAGUUGCUGAAGCAGGACUAGAACAACAAACAGAAGAAGCACCAGAACAAGUAUUGUGA